Molecule: messenger RNA, 3598 nt
Organism: Acanthopagrus latus (yellowfin seabream)
Lineage: Eukaryota; Metazoa; Chordata; Actinopteri; Spariformes; Sparidae
Gene: cul4a
Product: cullin 4A
Exons: 20
Coding region: 514-2787 (757 amino acids)
Biological process (GO): protein ubiquitination; ubiquitin-dependent protein catabolic process; DNA damage response
Cellular component (GO): Cul4A-RING E3 ubiquitin ligase complex
Molecular function (GO): ubiquitin protein ligase binding
Source: RefSeq, a predicted model, not a curated record
GUCCAACUGAACUGUCUGAGAAAAGCCAUUUUGUUGUGCUAGCUAGCUAUGUGGGCAAAGACAGCCAGCAAUAAUAUAGGUCUGUUAUAUCAACGCUAACUAUGUCUCUUUUACGUGUUUGCCUACUUUCGAAUAUAAUAAUUGAACUAGUGAAAAUCUAUAAGUAGCUUGGUCUAUAAUGGCGUGGACUAGCCCGUACAGCUAAAGCUAAAGUGUUGAGGAGAAGACGAACUGGUAGCUGAAGUGUGCUGCAGUUUCAGAUAUCACACUGUUAGCUAGCUAUCUGUUUACUUAGCAGACGCUAGUUAUGUUUACUGAUUGAUUAAUCUGUUAGUGUUUGUGUGUAAAUGUGUUUUAAAUACAUUGCGACGGUCUGCGCUGCCAACCAAAGACAACUGGUACAACCAAGAGGCUGUGUCGCUGACAGUGAAUAAACAGGCUACUGAACAAUCCAACACUAACUUAGCAAAACACUUGAACCAUACAGCGUUAAGCCAAAGCGCUAAUCUGAUAAUGGCAGAGGACACUCGACAGGACAAGAGAGCCAGCUUCUCUGCCAUAACGGAGCACAACCCCAACGGGAUGGCCAGGACCUCUGCUGUGGCCUCAAGCAAAUCCGGCGCUUCAAAGAAAUUAGUGAUCAAAAAUUUCAAAGAUAGGCCAAAACUAGCUGAGAACUACACUGAGGACACUUGGCUGAAGCUACGAGAUGCGGUGGGUGCCAUCCAGAACAGCACCUCUAUCAAGUACAACCUGGAAGAGCUCUAUCAGGCGGUAGAGAACCUGUGUUCGUAUAAAGUCUCCCCGACUCUGUACAAGCAGCUGCGGCAGGUCUGUGAAGAUCAUGUACAGGCCCAGAUCUUCCAGUUUAGAGAAGAGUCUUUGGACAACCUUUCUUUCCUGAAACGAAUGAAUCGCUGCUGGCAGGACCACUGCAGGCAAACUAUAAUGAUCCGAAGUAUCUUUCUCUUCCUGGAUCGCACCUAUGUGCUUCAGAACUCCCUACUCCCCUCUAUCUGGGACACUGGAUUGGAGUUGUUUCGUACCCACAUUGUGAGCGACAGCGGAGUUCAGAAGCGCACAGUAGAUGGCAUUUUGGAGCAAAUCGAACUUGAACGUAAUGGAGAGACAAUAGACCGCAGUCUGCUCAGGAGUCUACUGGGCAUGCUGUCAGAUCUGCAGGUUUACAGAGAUUCCUUUGAGGAGAGGUUUUUGACUGAGACCAAUCGGCUGUAUGCAGCAGAAGGGCAGCGACUGAUGCAGGAGAGAGAUGUGCCUGAGUACCUGCACCAUGUGGCUCGUAGGUUGGAGGAGGAGAAUGAUCGGAUCAUGAGCUACCUCGACCAGAGCACUCAGAAACCACUUAUUAGCUGUGUUGAGAAACAACUUCUAGGAGAACAUAUGACUGCGAUACUACAAAAGGGUCUGGGCACCCUGCUGGAUGAGAAUCGUGUGACUGAGCUGACCCUCCUCUACCUGCUGUUCAGCAAAGUGAAGGGAGGACUCCCCACACUCCUGCAGUUCUGGAGGGAUUAUAUAAAGUCUUUCGGUGGAGAGAUUGUCUGUACUCCAGAGAAAGACAAGGACAUGGUGCAAGACCUGCUGGACUUCAAGGACAAGAUGGACAAUGUAGCACAGAGCUGCUUUGCACGGAAUGAGGGAUUCAUCAACGCGAUGAAGGAAGCCUUUGAGACCUUUAUCAACAAAAGGCCCAACAAACCUGCUGAACUUAUCGCUAAAUAUGUGGAUUCAAAGCUAAGAGCAGGGAACAAAGAGGCUACAGAGGAGGAGCUGGAGAGAAUCCUGGACAAGAUAAUGAUUAUCUUUCGCUUCAUACACGGAAAAGACGUGUUUGAAGCUUUUUAUAAGAAGGACUUGGCCAAGCGUCUGCUGGUCGGCAAGAGUGCUUCUGUUGACGCUGAAAAGUCCAUGCUCUCUAAGCUCAAACAUGAAUGCGGAGCAGCAUUUACCAGCAAGCUAGAGGGGAUGUUCAAGGACAUGGAACUGUCCAAAGACAUCAUGAUCCAGUUCAAACAGUAUAUACAGAACCAGAGUGAGCCGAGCAACAUAGAACUCACUGUCAACAUCCUCACUAUGGGCUACUGGCCUUCAUACACCCCCAUGGAGGUCCAUUUGCCCCCAGAGAUGGUCAAACUCCAGGAGGUGUUUAAGCUGUUCUACCUGGGUAAGCACAGUGGGAGGAAGCUGCAGUGGCAGCCCACACUAGGCCACGCUGUACUAAAGGCAGAGUUUAAAGAGGGUAAGAAGGAGCUGCAGGUCUCUCUUUUCCAGACACUGGUGCUGCUGAUGUUCAACGAAGGAGAGGAGUUCAGCAUGGAGGAGAUUCGCACUGCCACUGGCAUAGAGGAGGGAGAGCUCAGGCGCACCCUGCAGUCACUGGCCUGCGGAAAAGCACGAGUCCUCAACAAGAAUCCUCGAGGGAAAGACGUGGAGGAUGGAGACCGUUUCAAUUUCAACAAUGAUUUCAAACACAAACUGUUCCGCAUCAAGAUCAACCAGAUCCAAAUGAAGGAAACGGUAGAGGAGCAGGUCAGCACCACGGAGCGUGUGUUCCAAGACAGACAGUACCAGAUUGAUGCAGCUGUGGUGCGCAUCAUGAAGAUGAGGAAGACCCUCAGUCACAACCUUCUGGUAUCAGAGCUCUACAACCAGCUGAAGUUCCCUGUCAAGCCGGGUGAUCUGAAGAAGCGGAUCGAAUCGCUCAUAGACAGAGAUUACAUGGAGCGUGACAAGGAGACUCCUAACCAGUACCACUAUGUUGCCUGAAGGGGGUUCCGCUGUUGCUGCCAUGCUUUCCUCACCGCAAGCGUACAGCUGGCACCCCAGUAACAGCAUUACAGCCCCUCAGCCGCCCGACUCUCCUCUGGUGCCCGUUUUUCCCUCCAUCCACAAUCCGGGAUGCAGCGUCCAGAUCACACAGAGCUCCAGAGACGAGAGAGACUUGGCUGUACUGCUCCCACUCUGCGUUAUCUUUAGUGGGAUGGGGCUGGAGGGGAGUGGUCUGGGUUGUUGAUGGGUGGUUUAUGUGACUUACAGAUUUGCUAAUGCAAAACUCAAAUGAAAAUAACUAGCACUUUCCUCUGUUUUGGUUUUUUUUUCCUCGUCUGGAGUGGGAUCUUUUUUUUCCUCAUCAUGUCAGUCUAAAAUCACUUAUUUUCUACUAUAGUUGGUUUGUCUUGAGUUUUGUUUUCUUUGUUUUUUUGUUUUCUUUUUCCUUUGUUUGAGGGGCUGUCCUUAUGAAUGGCUGCAUAAACUGCUGAGCGUAAACCUAAUUGGCUGGUUGCUUGAUUUGGCAGAGAAACAGCUGUUGAGGACAAGAAGAGACUUGAGAAAGAGACUUGUGAACAAUGAAGUGGGCCAGAGGGGUUGGAUCACACGUGUUUUGGGUCAGAGGGAGGGUUUAUUGCUUGUGACACUGAAGCUAAAUGACAUGCAGGCAAGCCACUUGGGUAUUUCUUUGGGUACCUUAUAUGUUUUGACCAAAAUGUCCAAUGUCAUGUGCUGACGUUUUUGUAGAUCAGAUUGUAUUCUAUGUCAGAGUGAGAAAAGUGAACCUGAAUAAAUGGAUAUUUAAUGA